This is a messenger RNA of Penaeus indicus, 600 nucleotides long. RefSeq lists its product as uncharacterized. The record is from RefSeq and is a predicted model, not a curated record. Lineage: Eukaryota; Metazoa; Arthropoda; Malacostraca; Decapoda; Penaeidae. The transcript has 2 exons. Bases 1 to 600 code for a protein of 199 amino acids.
AUGAAUGCAAAGAUCAAGGGCAAGGUAUACGGAACCUGCGUGAGACCAGCCCUUAUGUACGGCCUAGAAACAAUCCCCCUCACGAAAGCUGCAGAAAGCAAAAUGGAGGUAGUAGAGAUGAGAAUGCUGCGUUUCUCGCUGGGGCUGACGAGGAUAAAUAGGGUCCCAAACGCGGAAGUUAGAAAGCAGCUGCAAACUAGAAGAUUUGGGGAUAAGCUAAGAGAAAGGCUGAGGUGGUUCGGGCAUGUAAAGAGGAGACCAGAGGACUACGUUGGGCGAAAGAUGAUGGAAAUGACACCACCAGGAAAGAGUAGGAGAGGGAGACCGAAGAGAAGAUUCAUGGAUGCUGUCAAAGAAGACAUGAAAAUAGUGGGAAUGUUAGAAGACACCGCAAACAGAAAUAAAGCCUUCGUCCUCCCCUCAACACACGCCAAUUACCGAUCUCGGAAUCCUCGUUAUGCCGAAGUCCUUAUUCCGAAUUUCCUCAGAAGGAAUCUUGGUUAUUUCAUCCCCAAAUCUUCCGGCAUCCUGUGUCGCUCUGUUUAUAGGCUGUCACUGUGUUACUCUUUCCAGUCGUCUUUGGUUGAUAUAGAGAAGUAG